GAAGGCUGCCCAGCCUCAGCAGCUUCCCUCCCAGGCUCCUUCCUGGGAGGAAGGGGCUGCCUGCGCCGCAGCAACAGGGCAGGGAGGGAAGGAGGCUGGGCAGGUGUUGCAAUCCACAGCCCCUGGGUCUGUCAGAGGCAGGAGCCACUAACGACAGGCUGGGGAGAGAAGUCAGAGGCGCUGUUUUCAGGAACUUGCCUGCAGAAGAGAGCGGAGACCCGGAGGCCAGGCGGCGGCGGCUGGCUGCGGGGCUGCAGGCUCCAGGUGUUUUUCUCAGGGUCGUCUUGUUUCAUCCUCACCACAACCCUGAGAAGAGGAUGCUGUUCUUAUCCCUCCUUCACAGAUGGGGAGACUGACGCUCAGAAAGUAACUUGUCCAAGGUCACCAGGCUGGUAAGUGGCAGAGCUGUGGUUCAGACCAGCUGGUCUGACUCACAGCUGGGCUCCCAAGCUCUCUGCACACUGACCCCAAGAGAGAAGCCCAUGUUCCCACAGGCCCCAGUUCUCACUCACGGGGGCUGGGAGGCACCCGGGCUGCCGUGAGGGACCAGGGACCGAUGCCAGGGUCCCAGGACCCAGCAGCCCAGCGGGGAGGAUGACUGGCCUCUUGGGGUUUGGGGGUUGGUUGCCCACUCUGAGCAUGAGCCAGUGGUGAAGUGGUCCCUCACUGGACACAGGCUGGGCCUGAAGCUGCCCCUGCUAGGGCAGCAGGGCUGGGUAGCACAUGGAGAUGGACACCAGUGUCCCAAAACCUGGGCCAAAGAGGAUAAAUCUUCCCCCAACAAGUGUGUAGGGGGGAAGGGGGGAAUCAAACCAAUGUGUUCUAGGAAGAAGGUUGCCAACCACUGAGUGGGGCGCUCUGAACAGCUGUACACAACGCUACAGGGCUGAGGGGCAGGCAGAGGCUGAAAUCCAGCUUGUUCUCCAGUUACCAGGUGAACUGCAAGUUGGCGCGAUGGUGGUGGGGCUGGGAACCUGGAGCCUGGCCAGAGCUGCCCUGAUCAUCCUACUGCUCCCCAGAAGCCUGGAGGAGUGCGGGCGCAUCAGUGUCUCAGCCCCCAUCGUCCACCUGGGAGAUGCCAUCACGGCCUCCUGCGUCAUCAACAGGACCUGCAGCCACCUGGAUCCAGAGUCACAAAUUGUGUGGAAACUGGGGACAGAGCUUCAUCCCGGGGGGAGGCAGCAGCGCUUGCCAGAUGGGACCCAGGAAUCCACCAUCACCUUGCCCCACCUCAACGACUCUCGGGCCCUUCUCUCCUGCUGUCUGCGCUGGGGCAACAGCCUGCAGAUCCUGGACCAGGCUGAGCUGCAGGCAGGCUACCCUCCCGCCACACCCCACAACCUGUCCUGCCUCAUGAACCUUACCAUCGAGAGCCUCAUCUGCCAGUGGGAGCCAGGACCUGAAACCCACCUGUCUACCAACUUCACCCUAAAAAGCUUCAAGAGCCGGGGCAACUGCCAGGACCAGGAGGAGGCCAUCCCCGACUGCGUGCCCGAGGACGGGCAGAGCCGCUGCGCCAUCCCACGCAAACACCUGCGGCUCUACCAGAGUAUGGGCCUCUGGGUGCAGGCGGAGAACGUGCUGGGGACCAGCGUGUCCCCACCGCUAUGCCUGGAUCCCAUGGACGUUGUAAAACUGGAGCCCCCCACCCUGUGGGCCCUGGACCCCAGCCCUGAGGUGGCCCCACCCCAGCCAGGCUGCCUACAGUUGCACUGGGAGUCAUGGAAGCCAACCCUGUACAUAGACCAGAAGUGUGAGCUGCGCCACCAGCCACAGCCUGGAGGAGCCAGCUGGACCCUGGUGGGCCCCCUGCCCUCCAAGACCCUUCAGCAUGAGCUCUGCGGGCUCCGCCCAUCCACAGCCUACACCCUGCAGAUGCGCUGCACCCGCUGGCCCCUGCCUGGCCACUGGAGUGACUGGAGCCCCAGCCUGGAGCUGACCAGCGCGCAACAGGCCCCCAAUGUCAGACUGGACACGUGGUGGCGGCAGAGGCAGCUGGACCGCAGGACAGUGGACAUGCAGCUCUUCUGGAAGCCAAUGCCCGUGGAGGAAGACAGCGGGCAGAUCCAAGGGUACCUGGUCUCCUGGAGACCCUCGGGCCAGGCUGGAGCAGUCCCACCCCUCUGCAACACCACCGAGCUAAACUGCACCUUCCACCUGCCUCCGGAAGUCCGGGAGGUGGUCCUUGUGGCCUACAACACCGCCGGGACCUCCCGCCCCACCCCUGUGGUCUUCUUGGAGAGCACAGGCCCACCGCUGGGCAGACUCCAUACCAUGGCCCGAGACCCUCACAACCUCUGGGUGGGCUGGGAACCCCCCAGCCCUCGGCCUCGGGGCUAUGUGAUCGAAUGGGGCCCGGGGCCCCCCAGCCCCAGCGGCAGCCAUAUGACUUGGAAAAUGGAGCAUAAUGGAAACAUUGCAGGGACCCUGCUACAAGAGAACAUCAGGCCCUUCCAGCUCUACGAGAUCACUGUGACCGCCCUGUACCAAGACACCGUGGGACCCUCCCAGCGCAUCUAUGCCUACUCCCAAGAGACGGCCCCCUCCUACACUCCGGAGCUGCAUCUAAAGCACAUUGGCAAGACCUGGGCCCAGCUGGAGUGGGUGCCCCCAACCCCUGAGCUGGGGAGGAGCCCUCUUACCCACUACACCAUCUUCUGGACCAAUGCUCAGGGCCAGUCCUUCUCCACCAUCCUUAAUGCUUCCUCCCAUGAGUUUGUCCUCCCCGGCCUGGAGCCUGCCAGCUUGUACCACGUCCACCUCAUGGCUGCCAGCCAGGUGGGGGCUACCAACAGUACAAGCCUCACCUUGAUGACCUUAGCCCCAGGGGAGUUCGAGCUGCACAUCUUCCUGGGCCUGUUCGGCCUCCUGCUCUCACUCAUCUGCCUCUGUGGGGCUACCCGGUUCUGCUGCAGACCCAGCAGGAAGAAUUCCCUCUGGCCAAGUGUCCCAGACCCAGCCCACAGCAGCCUGGGCUCCUGGGUGCCUAGCAUCCCUGCGGAGGAGAUCUUCCAGCUGCCCAGCCUCUGGGACACCAGCAUGCCACCCAUCACCAAGAUCACGGUGCUGGAGGAGGAAGAGAAGAAGCCUGGGCCCUGGGAGUCCCAUGAGAGCUCAGGAACCUGUGGCCUUCCCGCCCUGGUCCAGGCCUAUGUGCUCCAGGGGGACCCAAGAGCAUCUACUAUCCAGCCCCAGGCCCAGUCAGGCAACAGUGACCAGGUCCUUUACGGACAAGUGAUGGGCAGCCCCGCCCGCUCAGGACCAGCGGACUACAUCCGCUGCGACUCCACUCAGCCCCUCUUGGGGGGCCUCACCCCGAGCCCCAAGUCCUAUGAGAACCUCUGGUUCCAGACCAGCCCACAAAGGACCCCAGAGCCUCUAGGCCCCAACCAGGAGGAUGACUGCGUCUUUGGGCCACUGCUUGACUUCCCCCUCCUGCAGGGGCUCCAGGUCCAUGGGGUAGAAGGGCUGGGGGGCUUCUAGAGCUUCCUGGAUGCCCCCGCUGGAUCUGCCUCUUGAAAGGCGGGCGCCAUCAGAGAGGAGGCGAGGGUCAGAAAGCCCGUCACUAAAAAACCACCCUGCCCCAGGAAAGGCAGGAAGGCUCCCGGUUUCCCACUGUCUGAGGCCCCCAGCACCCCUCCCCAUGUGCCCAGUACCCAUGGGCUGGGCCUCCCACUGCAAAGGUCAGGAACGGCUUCCCCCAGCCUGUCCACUACAGUGCCUUCUGUGCUUAUUUCCUGUCAUUUCCGUCUCUUAAACUGGUCUAUGGUUCCGUUUGACUUGGUUUUAUUUUAAGAAACUCUUCUGUAUGCCUGA
Messenger RNA from Myotis davidii, 3816 nucleotides. It is a transcript of the gene CSF3R, whose product is annotated as colony stimulating factor 3 receptor. Gene Ontology annotation, molecular function: granulocyte colony-stimulating factor binding; cytokine receptor activity. The coding region runs from base 955 to 3483 and encodes 842 amino acids. Gene Ontology annotation, biological process: cytokine-mediated signaling pathway; immunoglobulin mediated immune response. The transcript has 17 exons. Gene Ontology annotation, cellular component: membrane; external side of plasma membrane; signaling receptor complex. Lineage: Eukaryota; Metazoa; Chordata; Mammalia; Chiroptera; Vespertilionidae. The record is from RefSeq and is a predicted model, not a curated record.